AGUCAAGACACCCCCAAGUGCUAAUCAAAAUGUGCGCGAAAUUCGUAUGUGUAGUGCUGCUGGCCAGCCUUGUGUGCGGCUCCAUGGCCCUUCCCUCCCAGGACAACACCGAGCGGGACUUGGUCAACAUGCUGAACCGACUGGACGGCGAGGAGUCCGUCGCGCUGUUCGGCGGUCUGAGGAUCGACCGAUCGGAGUCGGGCCGUAGCUUCGGUGCAUCCAAGGCCGUCGAGUCCUUCGAGGACCGCGCCGAGCGCUACCUGGAGACCCACGAGCUGAACCUCUCCUUCUCCGGCGAUGAGCAGGACGAGAACGCCGAGAACGAGUACACCGGACGCGCCAUGGAUGAGUCCCGCAGCAAGCGCAUGAAGAAGAUGCUGCUGCCCCUUCUUUUGGCCCUGAAGCUGAAGAAGGCCGUCGUUGUCAAGAUUAUGUUCACCAUCAUCAAGUUCAUCUCGCUGAAGGCUCUGGCCAUCUCCUUCCUGGCCCUCAUCCUGGCUGGUGCCACCUUCUUCAAGGAUCUGCUGGCCAAGAAGAAGGAACACAUCACCACUGCCUACAUCACCGGCAGCCCACUGAACGCCGACAUCGUGCACUCCGACUGGAGCCGCAAUGGUCAGGCAGGAGCCGCCGAUCUGGCCUACAACCACUAUGGUCUGGCCCAGCCCUUCUAAGCCGGAAAACGCCCACCGAUCCAUCCAUCCCACUCUGUUCUAGCCUCAAUCUUUCACCUGCUAUAUCUUACCCUACCAAAGCGACUCCCUUCUUCAACUUCCUCCCACUUCAUCCCCAUUUCCACAACCUAUCCCUCUAAGACUUUCCUGAAGAAUGGCCUAAUUCGUAGUCAAUAAUUAUUUAGUUACAUUUAGUUAGUUAGCUGCGACAUACCAAAAAAAAUCACAAAAAAAGAGAACUAUUGAAACGGUCCCUCGACUCUUGGCUAGCCCAAAGGACAAUGCUUAAGGAUACUACGGCCAAUCAAUGAUUGCGCCAUAUUUAUUGCACAUUUCCACAUCCACAUGUCUCUUAGCGGUCGUACAUGUCA
Molecule: messenger RNA, 1045 nt
Organism: Drosophila mauritiana
Lineage: Eukaryota; Metazoa; Arthropoda; Insecta; Diptera; Drosophilidae
Gene: Osi15
Exons: 3
Coding region: 30-674 (214 amino acids)
Source: RefSeq, a predicted model, not a curated record